Molecule: messenger RNA, 922 nt
Organism: Tinamus guttatus (white-throated tinamou)
Lineage: Eukaryota; Metazoa; Chordata; Aves; Tinamiformes; Tinamidae
Source: RefSeq, a predicted model, not a curated record
UAGUGUUGAUAUGUUGAUACCUCCUGAUGAAGAAAAGGACCCAGAAGUGAUUCCUGAAGAUAGCGCUCUAUUAACUCUUCGAAUUAGAAAGAAGGCGCUAGAGAGGCGAGAAGAAACCAUAAUUGUGGAUCGGGCUUGCAGACAAGAAACACUUGCUUAUGAGAUGGAGUCUCAUGCAAUUGGAAAGAGACCAGACAAUCCAGCAGAUCUAGUUGAGGAGGGAGAGCUGCUUUUGACUCUCAAUAUCUUCUAUCCCGUCAUAUUUCAGAAGCAUAAAGAUCACAAGCCCUUUCAGACGGUCCUUGUACUGGGCAGUCAGAAUCUCACUGAGCUGAGAGACUCUAUUUCCUGCGUCAGUGACCUCCAGAUAGGUGGUGAGUUCAGCAGUCAGCCAGAUCAAGCUCCAGAGCACAUCAGCAAGGAUCUCUACAAAUCUGCUUUCUUUUAUUUUGAAGGCAUCUUUUAUAAUGAUAAAAGAUACCCAGAAUGCAGAGAUCUGAGCAGGACAAUCAUUGAGUGGUCAGAAUCUCAUGACAGAGGCUAUGGAAACCUUCAGUCUGCCAAGAUGGAUGCUUUUAUCUUCGAUGUUUGUGCUUAUGUUCAGAUCAGUUCAAAUGUGGCUGUAUCUUUAUUUUGUCUUUUUUUCCUUUUUUUUUUUUCCCCAAGGCUUAUUCACCAUGAUGACUGCCUAGACAGGAACCUCUAUCCCAUGUUGAUAAAGAAACACUGGUUAUGUACCAGAAAGUGCUUUGUAUGCAAAAUGUACACAGCCAGGUGGGUAACCAACCAAGACAGUCUGGCACCAGAGGAUCCUUGUUUCUUCUGUGAUGUCUGCUUUCGAAUGCUCCACUACGAUGCAGAAGGCAAUAAACUGGGGGAGUUUCUUGCGUAUCCUUAUGUUGAUCCUGGGAUUUUCAAUUAG